AUGGAACGCGGUGAGCUCGAGGCCGAGUUCGAACGCGUCCAAUCGUCCUUCUCCGACCCGCCGCUGUUCAGGCUCCUCACCACCGAUCCCGCCGACCUAAACCCGAACACGAGCGGCAACGCGGGAUGCGUCUCGCUGCGCGACAUCGUCUCCGGCCCCGUGCGAUGGUGCGUCGUGAUGAACUUCAUGAUCGACCUUCCGUGGCUGCUCUCCCCCGACGGAUGCCCGGAGCUGUUGCGAAUCCCCAAGGUGGUGUGGAUCGGGGACGAGCGGUCAUCGCCGACGCCGAGAGAUCCGGAAUUUCUCCGACUGAAAGGCGAGCGAGACUGGACCGUCGUCAACCCGCCGUGCCCAAAGUUCGGCACGCACCACACCAAGUGCUUCAUACUGGUGUACGACACCGGCGUGAGGGUGUGCGUGCACACCGCGAACCUCAUACACGGCGACGUGCGCAAGCGAACCAACGCGGCUUGGUGCCAGGAUUUUCCAAACAAGUCCGCCGCCCACCUCGGACGGUCGAGCGAGUUCGAACGCGACCUCGGACGGUACCUCGCGACGCUCGGGUGGAAGGACGAGACGUGCGCGUUGCCCGGCGCGGGCGGCGACGUCGUCGUCGGACCGUCCGCGAUGUCUCGGUUCGACUUUUCGGGCGCGGGGGCCAAGUUGAUUGCCUCGGUGCCCGGCCGCUGGGUCGGAUCGGCGAUGAUGAACUACGGACAUACCUCCGUGCGUCACGCGCUGGCGGGGAUGACGUUCCCGGGCGUGUUCAAGCGCGCGCCCGUGGUGUGCCAGUUCACGAGCGUCGGGGCGACGACGGAGAAGUGGAUGGGGGAGAUGGCGCGGAGCUUUGGCGCGGGGGCGACGGAAACGGACGACGCGAAUGAAUGGCCCGGGGGUCCCUGCCUCGGCGACGGGGAUCUGCGGCUGGUGUGGCCGACGAUGGGCGAAGUGCGCGGGUCGAACCUCGGGUACGUCACCGGCGGAUCCAUCCCGGGCGCGACGGACAAGAUAUCUCGCGAGCACGUGAGACGCCGGCUGCACAGGUGGCGCGGGGACGUCGGGGCGACGCGGGGGACGAAACUACUCGACCACCCGCCGGCGUCGACCGACCCGACGGGGCGCGGACGCGUGAUGCCGCACGUCAAGACCUUCGCCCGGUACGCCCCAAACGCGCCGCACCACCUCGCGUGGGUCAUCGUCGGAUCGCACAACCUGUCGGGCGCGGCGUGGGGUCGCCUGGAGAAGAACGAGACGCAAAUCGCGAUUUUAUCGUACGAGCUCGGCGUCUUACUCUCGCCGCGUUCGAUUGGCAAAACGAGGGUUGCCGCGCCGUUCACGUGCACCCCCGGGGCGGUGAGUCACCGCGGCGAGGUGGUGCCGCGCUGCCUCGGCGGCGUUCGCAUAUCGGCGGCGAGCGACGACGGGCCCGGCGACUCACCGCCCGGUGACUCGCGCGAGUUUGUCGCGUUCGCGCCGCUGCCCUACCGCGUCCCGCCCGUCCCGUACGCGCCGUCGGAUGCGCCGUGGGCGGUGGACGCGUGGGACGAGACGCCGGAUAAGUACGGCCGCGUCAUGCGGGGCGGGAUCGCCGACCGGUUCAACGCGAGUUGA
Micromonas commoda is the source of this 1611-nucleotide messenger RNA. RefSeq lists its product with no specific name. Gene Ontology annotation, molecular function: single-stranded DNA binding; double-stranded DNA binding; 3'-tyrosyl-DNA phosphodiesterase activity. Lineage: Eukaryota; Viridiplantae; Chlorophyta; Mamiellophyceae; Mamiellales; Mamiellaceae. Bases 1 to 1611 code for a protein of 536 amino acids. Gene Ontology annotation, cellular component: nucleus. The transcript has 2 exons. The record is from RefSeq and is a predicted model, not a curated record. Gene Ontology annotation, biological process: single strand break repair; double-strand break repair.